Molecule: messenger RNA, 924 nt
Organism: Panicum virgatum (switchgrass)
Lineage: Eukaryota; Viridiplantae; Streptophyta; Magnoliopsida; Poales; Poaceae
Product: uclacyanin-2-like
Exons: 2
Coding region: 189-683 (164 amino acids)
Cellular component (GO): plasma membrane
Molecular function (GO): electron transfer activity
Source: RefSeq, a predicted model, not a curated record
UCGUCGUCGUCAUCCACCACGAUCCAGUCAUCCAAUCCAACUACCUGAUCGAGGUGAGGUGCGCCUCCAUAUAUGCGCAUGCCAGAUUCACCAUUUGGCUGUGGCAUUUGUCCUAGUCGUCGCCUGCAACCUCAAAGCUUCUAUCUAACUCCUCUGCAGUUGCGAGCCUCUUCCACGCGUGUGCGAGGAUGUCUGCGCUGGCGAAGGCUGUGGUCGCACUCGUGGCGAUGGCCGCCGUGGCCGAGCUCGCCGCCGCCAAGAACCACACGAUCCAGUGGUCGGCGAGCGGGAACUACGGCGAAUGGUCGGCCUCCAACGCGGUCAGCGUCGGCGACACCGUCGUGUUCACGUACGGGCCGCCGCACACCGUGGACGAGCUGCCGUCGGAGGCGGACUACACGGCGUGCAGCUUCUCCGGCGCGGUGUCGUCGGACAGCAGCGGCAGCACGGCCUUCACGUUCGACAAGGCCGGCACGAGGUACUUCGCGUGCGCCACGGGGUCGCACUGCGCCGGGGGGCAGAAGGUGGCCAUCACGGUCUCCGGCGCCUCUUCGCAGAGCCCGGCGACGCCGACGCCGACGACCAAGGGGAACUCGGCGGCGCCGAUGGCCGGCGCGACCGGUGUCGCCGCCAAGCUGGCGCUCGGCCUCGGCGUCGGAGGAGCCCUGCUCGCCGCCUUCUGAGCGAUCGAGUUUCGUGUUGGUUGCGCCGUGUGUCGUCGCGCCUGCACAGUAGCAGCACGGUUGCCACUUGGGCGCUUAGCAAUACGCGUACUGUUACUUUCAUGAUUUGUUACAUUACAUGUUAUCCUACUCAAAAAAGUUUGGUAUUUCAUCCUCGCCAUGUGCACGUGUAGAACUCAGUCUUGUAGUUGUGAUAAUGGAUUUGUUUGGCAAGCUUAUGGAGUUUUUUUUUUUUGAACUU